Ricinus communis (castor bean) is the source of this 1008-nucleotide messenger RNA. RefSeq lists its product as uncharacterized. The transcript has a single exon. NCBI's taxonomy places the organism in Eukaryota, Viridiplantae, Streptophyta, Magnoliopsida, Malpighiales, Euphorbiaceae. The record is from RefSeq and is a predicted model, not a curated record. Bases 1 to 1008 code for a protein of 335 amino acids.
AUGCUCAUUCUUUAUGUGGAUGACAUGAUCAUUACUGGUGAUGACAAUGCUGAAAUAACUUGUGUUCGAGAUGCUCUGUCUCUUCGAUUUGAAAUGAAGAGAUUGGGAGAGGUUAGCUGUUUUCUUGGCUUGGAGGUUAAAAGGUCAGAUGGAUAUUUUCUCUCUCAACGAGGAUAUGCAACAAGUUUACUGAAUUGUUUUCGUAUGAGGGAGUCAAAAGCAAUGACUACUCCUAUGAAACCUUGCUUGAAGUUAACUAAAGAUGAAGGAAAACUAUUGGAAGAUGCAACACUUCUCCGACAGCUUGUUAGUAGUUUAUUCUAUUUAACUAUCACAAGGCCUGACAUUUCAUAUUCUGUAGGAGUCAUCUCUCAGUUUAUGGACAAACCACGUGAGAGCCAUUUAAUUGCAGCAAAGAGGAUUCUUCGCUAUGUAAAAAGCACUCUGAAUUUUGGGUUAUUGUAUAAGCAGCAUGCAUCAUUUCUUCUGACUGGUUUUGUAGAUGCAGACUGGGCUGGUGAUGUGAAUGAUAGGCGCUCCACAACAGGGUAUUGUUUUAAUACAGGUUCAACAGCAGUCUCAUGGUGCAGCAAAAAGCAAACUACUGUUGCUCUUUCAAGUUGUGAAGCUGAAUAUGUAGCGGCUCAUAUGGCCACUCAAGAGUGUAUUUGGCUUAAGAGGCUUAUUCAAGAAAUAUUCUCUGUCUUGGAUUAUCCAGUUCCCAUUCACUAUGAUAAUGAAAGUGCAAUUAAGCUUACUGGAAAUCCAGUGUUUCAUGGCCGCACAAAACACAUUGAAACACAUUAUCAUUUCGUUCGAGAAAAAGUUUUGACUCAAGACAUUCAGCUGCAGAAAAUACGAACUGAAGAUCAAGUUGCUGAUAUAUUUACCAAAGCACUUGGCAAAGCAAAAUUUGAAGUGUUUCGAAGUGCUCUUGGUGUUGUUGACAGUAAGUUUGCACUAAGGGAGGUGUUGCAGAUUAGUGAAACUUACUAUCAUAGUUGUUGA